GUAUUUAAAGAUAACUGUUGCAGGAGAGAACUGCUUGCCCUUCAGAUAUACUGCAGAAAUGAAAACAAGGGCUGUAAAGAACAACUUUCUUUGGGUCAGCUACUGAUGCAUUUGAAAACGGAUUGUCAGUUUGAAGAACUCGCGUGUCCCCGCGCUGACUGCAAAGAGAAAAUACUGAGGAAGGAUUUGCCAGACCACGUAGAGAAGACCUGUAAAUACCGGGAGACAACCUGUAAAUACUGUAAAAGCCAAGUCCCAAUGAUUAUGUUGCAGAAACACGAAGAUACAGACUGCCCGUGUGUCAUGGUUUCAUGUCCUCAUAAAUGUAGUGUUAAAACACUCAUGAGGAGCGAGUUGAAUGCACAUUUGUCAGAAUGUAUUAAUGCCCCAAGUACCUGUAGUUUUAAGCGUUAUGGCUGCACUUUUCAGGGAACAAACCAACAAAUUAAAGCACAUGAAGCCAGCUCAGCAGUGCAGCAUGUUAACUUAUUGAAAGAGUGGAGCAAUGCUCUAGAAAAUAAGGUGGCCUUGCUCCAGAAUGAAAGUUUGGAAAAGAACAAGAGUAUUCAAACUUUACAUAAUCAGAUUUGUAGCUUUGAAAUAGAAAUUGAGAGACAGAAGGAAAUGCUGCGGAAUAAUGAAUCUAAAAUACUUCACUUACAGCGAGUGAUAGACAGCCAAGCAGAGAAACUGAAAGAGCUGGACAAGGAGAUCCGUCCCUUUCGGCAGAACUGGGAGGAGGCCGACAGCAUGAAGAGCAGCGUGGAGUCCCUCCAGAACCGGGUGACGGAGCUGGAGAGCGUCGACAAAACCGCGGGGCAGGGAGCUCGAAAUACCAGCCUCCUGGAGACCCAGCUGAGCAGACACGACCAGAUGCUGAGCGUCCAUGACAUUCGGCUGGCUGACAUGGACCUCCGCUUCCAGGUUUUGGAAACUGCCAGUUACAACGGGGUGUUAAUUUGGAAAAUCCGCGAUUAUAAACGUCGGAAGCAAGAGGCGGUGAUGGGGAAGACUCUGUCCUUGUACAGCCAGCCCUUUUACACGGGAUACUUUGGCUACAAGAUGUGCGCCAGAGUUUACCUGAACGGCGACGGCAUGGGGAAGGGGACGCACUUGUCGCUGUUUUUCGUCAUCAUGCGUGGAGAAUACGACGCGCUGCUUCCCUGGCCCUUCAAGCAGAAGGUGACUCUGAUGCUGAUGGAUCAGGGACCGUCCCGACGCCACUUAGGAGAUGCUUUCAAGCCGGAUCCCAACAGCAGCAGUUUCAAGAAGCCGACCGGAGAAAUGAACAUUGCGUCCGGCUGCCCCGUCUUCGUGGCUCAAACUGUCCUAGAGAAUGGAACGUAUAUUAAAGAUGAUACUAUUUUUAUUAAAGUCAUAGUGGAUACAUCGGAUCUACCAGACCCCUGACAUCCGAUAGGGGAGGCGGAUUAAACAGAAGACGACUCCGUUUGGGGGUUUUAUAUCAGUUUGUCUUCAAUCAGAGGUCCUAAAGCUCACAGAACCACCUUGUGGAAGAGAGGGGAGAGUUUGAAGGCAUAACUGCAUAGGGUCCAAUUGCGAAAGUAGCAACACAUUAAGAAAUCAUACCAUGGUAUAUUUUUUAAUAGAACUAGCAACACUUAAGCUCUGAAGAAUCACUUAUCCCUCGUGAGGAUAAUGGUUAUGGUCAGAGAGGAAUCUUUGUUUUUUAACUUAUUAACGAUCUAGUCAAUUGGAGGUGAAAAGACGUAUACAGUAUGUGCUGAAUAAAUUACUGACUUUUCUUU
Mesitornis unicolor (brown roatelo) is the source of this 1769-nucleotide messenger RNA. RefSeq names its product TNF receptor-associated factor 3 (gene TRAF3). The record is from RefSeq and is a predicted model, not a curated record. Gene Ontology annotation, cellular component: plasma membrane signaling receptor complex. Gene Ontology annotation, biological process: Toll signaling pathway; innate immune response; tumor necrosis factor-mediated signaling pathway. Gene Ontology annotation, molecular function: zinc ion binding; tumor necrosis factor receptor binding. The annotation marks the transcript as partial. The transcript is spliced from 8 exons. NCBI's taxonomy places the organism in Eukaryota, Metazoa, Chordata, Aves, Mesitornithiformes, Mesitornithidae.